AUGACUACUCACGUCGAGGGUCGCGAAUACGAUGUCAUCUUCGCAGNNGGUAUUCACAGACAAUUCCACUCGCUGGUCUCAGGGCUGACAAACGAUAGUGGUGGUACUGCAGCGUGCGUGGCUGCUGGCCGUCUAGCUGCUGCAGAUCCUAGCCUGUCGAUUCUUCUGGUCGAAGGGGGCAAAAACAACUAUAAUGAUCCGACUGUUGUGAAUCCGGCCAUGUAUCUGGUUCACCUGGCUCCAGGCUCUCAGACAGCGUUGUUCUAUGAAUCGAACCCCGAAGAAGCUCUCAAUGGCCGCAAAGCCAUAGUACCAUGCGGCGGCAUUCUAGGAGGAGGAAGUUCCAUCAAUUUCAUGAUGUAUACUCGUGCACAAGGUGUGGACUUUGACGAUUGGGAGACUGAAGGAUGGAGUGCAAAGGAUCUUCUACCUUUGAUGAAGAGGGUAAGAGACCCACGAACCGUGCUCAGAGAACACAAACUCAUCGCUUCAGNNCUUGAAACAUACCACCUCACGGACUCAGACAUCGAUCAGUCAUUGCACGGACACGACGGUCCAGUGCACGUUUCGAAUGGAACAUAUUUCCAGGAGGAAGCCGCGCAAGAUGUGUUGAACGCUUCCAUCGCAACAGGUCACGAGGUGACCGCUGAUGCGCAGGAUCUUCACAAGGAUAUCAGAGGUCUCAAGGGAGUUGGUGUCUUCUCGGUGACUCGAGUGACUUUCGACGAUGACAAGCGAGCCAGCGGAAUCGAAUACGUUCCAACACCCUCAUCACAACCUGUGGGUGGCGUCAACAGCACCGGUCCCUUCCAGGUCACCGCAAGAAAAAUGGUCAUCGUAUCUGCAGGCGCGCUCGGUACGCCAUCUAUCCUGGAAAGAUCCGGCGUUGGAAACAAGGAGGUCCUCGACAAGCUCGAUAUCCCGGUGGUGAGCAAUCUGCCAGAGGUCGGAGAGAACUAUCAGGAUCAUCAUUUGAUCCUCUACCCCUACAAGACCUCCUUGAAGCCCACAGAGACUCUCGAUGGGCUGCUCAGUGGUCGCAAAGAUUUUGGUGAAGCCAUCCAGAACCAGGAUCCAAUGCUCGGAUGGAAUGGUAUCGACGUUUGCUCGAAGAUUAGACCUACCGACAAAGAGAUCGAAGCCAUGGGUUCGAACUUCAAGGAACAUUGGAACAAAGAUUUCAGAGACCGCCCGACCAGGCCUGUGAUGCUGACUGGCGUCGUCCAGAGCUUCCUAGGAGACCACAAAGUCCUGCCUCAACGCGAAGACGGCGAGCCCCAGCAGUACUGUACGAUGGGCGCAUACACUGCUUACCCAUAUUCUCGUGGAGAUAUUCACAUUACCUCGAGAGACGUCACGACGCCUGCGAGCUUCAAUACUGGGUUCUUCAAAGCUGAAGCAGAUGUUCAGAAGCAGAUCUGGGCUUACAAGAAGCAGCGUGAGAUCUAUCGCAGGACCGACGCAUACAGCGGUGAGUUAGACCUUGGGCAUCCCAAAUUCCCUGAAGGUAGCAGGGCCGCGUUGCAGGAUGGUCCCGUCGCGAGAUUUUCAUCGCAAGAAGAUCGAAACAAUCUUCCGGAGAUUGAGUACAGUGCCGAAGACGACAAGGCCAUCGAAAAACACGUUCGCGACAAUGUAAACACAACCUGGCACUCGCUGGGAACAUGUCGCAUGGCGCCGCGCGAAAAGGGAGGAGUGGUAGAUGCCGACCUCAACGUGUAUGGAGUGACUGGCUUGAAGUUGUGUGAUCUUUCCAUCUGUCCUGGCAAUGUUGGUGCAAAUACAAACAACACAGCGCUGCUUGUUGGGGAGAAGGCGGCCGAUAUCUUUGCCAAAGAUCUGGGGCUUGGAGAGAUUGGUCAACCAUUGAGACGCAUGGACUCAGCAGACCCAAGGUCGGAGAAGGUGUAA
Aureobasidium uvarum is the source of this 1911-nucleotide messenger RNA. The record is from the annotation of a GenBank genome assembly. NCBI's taxonomy places the organism in Eukaryota, Fungi, Ascomycota, Dothideomycetes, Dothideales, Saccotheciaceae.